Molecule: messenger RNA, 648 nt
Organism: Papilio xuthus (Asian swallowtail)
Lineage: Eukaryota; Metazoa; Arthropoda; Insecta; Lepidoptera; Papilionidae
Source: RefSeq, a predicted model, not a curated record
AUGUGUGGAAUAGGUGCUUACUUCUUCUGGUAUCUUUGGUACGGAAGCCUCUCCAGUCCAUUGAUAAUCACUAUCCAAUCAUCUAUGUACCCGAUAUCAAACAUUGAGUUCCCAGCAAUUGCUAUUUGCAAUACAAAUAUAAUAAGCAAAAAAGCAUUAUUAGAAUUAGAGUGGAACAAUUAUAAGACAAAUUUGGCGCCCAAAUGUAAAGAAAUGCUCCUACUCUGCAUGUGGGCUGGGAAGAAGGUCGAUUGUAAAAGUAUCUUCCAGGCCCGACGCACAAGCAAGGGAUUCUGUUGCACUUUUAACUAUGUUCGUGAUUAUAAAACAGGUGGAAAACCCACCAAACUAAUAAACCAAACAAGACGUCAGCAUUAUCCCGGGGCCCUAUACGGAUUGAAUUUAAUAAUCGAUCCCCUUAUAGAAGACUAUUCUUACAUGACCCGAGCUGUGCAAGGUGUAGAAACACUGAUCUUUGAUCCAACGCACUACGCGGACCCGAACAUUGGCAGAGUGUCGCAGCGACUCGCACAACCGGGCCACUUAAUGUUCCUCGGUCUGAGCUCCACAAAACAAAUCGCUACGCCGGAAGUGCGCAAAUACAGCGUCGAAACGGUAGCGUCGGUGGUGUUGCUGGAAUUUUAUUAG